ACGCCGUAGUUGGGACGUGAGGACACCCCCCGUACUAUAGCGUUCGGCACCAGAACACAUACGGCGCCACCAUUUUGCGCGGAAUUCUGGCCAGUAUCAAAGCACAUCGCCUGCUGCCCCAUUUGUGCUCGAAAGCCACGCCAAUCACCAAGAUGAUCCAGCUCCAAUACAUGUCUUCGUGGGCACCCACGUUUGUUUCUGCCAUGGACAGCGAGUUAUCUGCCAGGGACAACAAGCCGCCGUUCAUUUCGUUCCAGCUUGCUACCGUGAACAAAGAAGGCUUCCCCCACAACAGGACGCUCGUCUCGCGGGGCUUUCUUUUCGAUGACAAAACGAGCAACGUGUUGACUUUCUGCACGGACAAACGCACAGACAAGUACAAAGAGCUUUUGGAAAACGACCGUUUCGAGGCCGUGUUCUACUUCGAGAAAAUCAGAAAACAGUUCCGUUUGCGUGGCAGAGCCCGCAUCAUCGACGAUGUGCACACGCCGCAGUUGGACUUGACCACCAUACAGCCGAAACACAUCAUUGCAAGCAACAUCAACUCGCGCUCCGACGACGAGGGCAACUUGGAGAUCUCCGUCUCGACCUCCCAUGCCUCAAACAAGAACGAACAGCAAAACGGAGAGCCGCUCUCGCCACAGGCAACGCCGCUACCAUACCCCAUCAUUUCACCGCGCCAUCUCAGCCGAAUCCACAAGGAAGGCGGGCUGGUCUCGGCAUCAUUUGCGAACCUCUAUGAGGUGUCGUCUGUCGAAUUCGAAGAGCCCACCCGCGAAGAGUGGGACAGCGAAAUACAGCGCAUAUGGGGCACUCUUUCCAAGGGGCUCAAGCUGGGCUUCCGCGGGCCGCUCCCGGGCGAAAACAUGGACGAAAAGAACCAAAACCUCAUCGACAAAAUAAACCGGGGAGUGGACGGAAAGAAGGAGGAGAGCGGCUUGAAGAACUUUGCUGUGGUGGGUAUGUUUAUUGACCACGUGGACUACUAUGAUCAGGAAAAGGGAAGGAGAUACAUCUAUCGUAAGGACAAGUCCCACCAUUGGGAUGAGCAGGAGGUGUGCCCUUAGGGCGAUCUGGAUUCCAGACUGACUCUGGUUUUGGGCGAGUGGAAAAGGCGUUGGUUUGCUCUACUCAAACGCCAGGGUGCACAUUGACUGGGGCUGUAUGUAAGUUGAAAACAGACUCCGGAGAAGUAAUGGUAGAUGUUGCUGCUUUCCACAAUAGGGUACAACGCUGAACCUCCCCAACUGCUGUAAAUAAAUGUUUCAAG
Metschnikowia bicuspidata var. bicuspidata NRRL YB-4993 is the source of this 1270-nucleotide messenger RNA. RefSeq lists its product as uncharacterized. Lineage: Eukaryota; Fungi; Ascomycota; Pichiomycetes; Serinales; Metschnikowiaceae. The record is from RefSeq and is a predicted model, not a curated record. Bases 153 to 1067 code for a protein of 304 amino acids. Gene Ontology annotation, molecular function: FMN binding. The transcript is spliced from 2 exons.